This is a messenger RNA of Mesocricetus auratus (golden hamster), 4158 nucleotides long. It is a transcript of the gene Cfap97d2, whose product is annotated as CFAP97 domain containing 2. The coding region runs from base 70 to 552 and encodes 160 amino acids. The transcript has 5 exons. The record is from RefSeq and is a predicted model, not a curated record. Lineage: Eukaryota; Metazoa; Chordata; Mammalia; Rodentia; Cricetidae.
ACAGCUCUGCUGGGGCUCUUCUGUUCAGCCUGCUUCUUUCUGAAGGGAGCCUGGAGUUUGUGAUCUGAGAUGCAUAGAGUCUCCCAGCUGAUCACCCCUCGGGCUAAUAGGGACCUGCAGAGAGCCUGGGAGAAAACCUACCAAGACCACAGGAAAAAGGUCCAGAGUGCCCAGCCACUAGUGGACACCCACCCACCACGGACUUACGGCCACCUCCAUCUGAAGCUCAAGAAGCUGAAGAUGGAGGAAGAAAGACUCUCCAUCAUCGACAGAGAGAACCGCCUGCUUCUGCGGAGGGUAGCCUCUGCCAUGAGAACCAGGGGGCAGAUGGACAGCAGCAAUAACGUCACAUACAGAAGCCUAAACAGGAGGACUAGAGAACAGAAGUAUAUGAAAGCACAGAAACAAAACAAAGUCAUCCUGGAAAGACUCCGAAGCUCAGAACCCAGCUGUGGAGCCCAGAGAUGGUGGGAGGACCGGGCUGCCGUGGCCAGAUGUCCCCGCAAAUGCAGACGCACCCAGAGAAAAGAGCAUUGGCAUUUGCUACUAUAGAAAGUGAGACACUAACAGCAUGGAAAUGAUUGAUUAUUAAGCAGUGUCCCUUCUCAGACAUCUUAGAAGUGAUCACUGGAGCCAUCUGUGCGUAUUUUUAUUUAUUAUGUUUGUUCACGCAGACAUGUUUUCUAUAAACUGCCCAUUUCAGUCAAUCACAUUUCAUAGAAAUCAUUCAAUGCCAGCACAUAAGGGUCUUUUCUAUCCCCCUUUUUAGCAGUUAGUAUUUUUGUACAUAUAUACCUUAUUCAUAUAGUCCCCAAGUUACAAAAAAUCUGAUUCUUUUCAUUAUUCUAACUGAAACUGUGAUAAUCACCAUAGUGCAUGCGUAUCUGUAACUUUAAUUUCGAGAUUAAAACUGUUCAAUUGAACGAUGGACCCAGUAGACAUCACUAACUUACUGUCUAGAACAUUCUAGGUGCUGCUCUCCAUUCUGGGGACAGAGCUUUGUGUCUCUCAUACUCUAGCUGACAAUGGAUGGUAGACAGUGUUUAAAAUUUUUGGACUAUGAAUUUCUGUUCAUAUCCUUUCAUCUAGUUCCCGUGGAUGUUUCUUUAAGUUAUUAUCAAUAUUUCAGUACUUACCUUUUUUUCUAGUGUUAUUGACACAAGUAUUCCCUGUCCCAUGCUGAACAUUUCCCCUAGGCUUAUAUUUUAGUAGUAAAAUCUGCCAAGUUUUUCUCUAUGACUUCUCUUUAGUAUUCUAAGAGUGUGACAGUGCUCUCCCAUAUUUUGUCUUUUGCUUUUUUGUUCUGUUUGUUUGUUUUCAAGACAGGGUUUCUCUGUCAUGGCUGUCCUGGAACUCACUCUGUAGACCAGGCUGGCCUGGAACUCACAGAGAUCCAUCCGCCUGCCUCUGCCACCCAAGUGCUGGAAUAACAGGCAUGCAUACUCUCCCUGGCUUCAAAGUUCAUUUUUUCCAAAUAUAUUGGAAGUUAAAAGAAAAUAAUGUUGGGUGGUGGUGGCAGCUUUAAUCCCAGCACUCAAAAGGAAGAUGCAGGUGGAUCUCUGUGAAUUUGAGGUCUACCGGCUAAGUUCUAGGAUAGUCAGAACCACACAGAGAAACCCUGUCUCGAAAAACCAAAAAUUAAUUAAUUUUUAAAAGCCCACUUAAAAAAUUAGAUUGCUACAUUUUCCAGCCUUUAUUUAAGUCUUAUUCUUGACGUUUCUGUGUUGGCUUUAUCUAAGGUAGCCUUUAAGGACAAAGAUGAAGUUUGUAUUUUAGCGGAAUCCAGAGCUUUUACUUAGUAAAUACUGCGUUUGCUCUCAUUUCUGGUUCUCGGAGGUAACGGGUCUUUGUUUGCUUGGACUGUCUCAGACUGUUUCGCUCUCCCCACUUUAUGGAAAAGGAAGUGAAAAGGUGACCGGAAAAGAAGAUGCAGAGGUAGAGACAAAAGGGAAGGCUGUUCUGCUUGGAACCACCCACAGCACGCGCUCCAUGUAGGAUGUCGCCAGCCUUGCAGGGGCUCCUGGGGCCACUUCUUAAGGGCAACCCCCAUGUCCUGUCCGACACUCAGCUCUGGGCCUACGGGGACUUUGUCAGUGGCUCUGGACCUUUCCUCUUCGUGAAAGGCAGGAAACAGCUGCGGCUGCCUUAGCCUGUGGUCUGGAGGCAGCUUCCUUCCGGGAGCCUUUCGGUCCAUAAUAGGCAUUUCCAGGACCUUCUCUCUGUGUGUCCCCGGAGAGAGUGAGGAAUCUAGGGCUCCAGGGCCGCAGACACCUUAGCCCUAAGCCUCUUCCCAGUUCUGGGGCGCCUAGCUCUUAGGUGACUUCGCUUUUUUCCCAUUUAUUUAUUUGUUUUUUAUGUAUUUAUUUUGGUUUUGGUUUUGUUUGGUUUGAGUCAGGGUCUUACCCUGUAGUCCUGGCUGGCUUGGAACUUAGUAGACCAGGCGACCUUUGAAGUCACAGAGAUCUGCCUACCUUCGUUUCUCAAGUGCUAGGAUUAAAGGCCUCAUCCGAUAGAUGUCCCAGUUUUUUAUAGCAGUAAAAUAAAAUACCAUAUAAGUAAAAUUGUUCUCUGAAAACGGUAGGUGUAAAAGAGGAAAGGACUCCGUUUUAUAGGAUUAGAAACCCAAAAUGCACCCUUCUGGCUGGCUAGCUUGAUCUGAACUCCUGUUGGCCCUCUAUAAACUGGACCUAUCAAGAGCCUCUCAUAGGCGUGCUGGAGAAGACCACCCUCUCCCAGCCAAGGCAUCAACUUCUCCCUCAGACCUGCUUGCUUCCUAACUCCAGUGGAGCAAACACUGUGCUAUUAGGAAGAAGAUAUCUAUGAGCUCAUCCAGUAAAAACCAUUGGCCAUCCUUCCUGGGGCCUGGGUUAGUGGAAGCACACAGCCUCUACAAUACACACACACACGCACGCACACGCACACUCAUAAUGAGAAAACUAAACAAAUGAACCACCCCUGCGUGGUGGAGCAGUAGACACGCUCCAAGUUCUUCAAGCCAUCUCCCGGCAACAAAACAUUUUAACUUCCACCCUUCUUCACCACGUGCUUCUAUCACGAGUCAAAACUGGGGUGCAGAUGACACCUAGAAACCAGCAGCCGGUUUGCUGACUCGGUGCAAGCAAAGACUCCACAGAGAAACCAUCAUCUGGCUACACAAGCAUCCAGGGAAGAUGUGUGGUGGCCAGUGUGCGCAUGAAAAGAUGUCCAGUGUUGCUGGAGAAGUAGGAGUCAAUACCACAGUGAGACGCCCUUCACACUUGCUAUACUGGCUGACGUGGCAGGUGACAGCACGUGCUUGGGAGGUGUGUGGAGAAACUGCAAGACGCAGCAGUGACGCACUUACCUUGACAGCACUUUGCUGGUUAGUGCGGAAAAAAAUGAGACAGCAGUUCCACACCUAAGGAGAAAGGAGAAUUGGAGCCACAAAUACACAUGAAACUAUACACGCAUAACUGUGUCUGGAACAGCAUUAUUAACAAUAGCCAAGUGUCUAUAACCUGAUGAGUGAACAAAUAAAAUGAGGUCUAUCUGCACAAUAGAAUACUAUUUUGCCAUAAAAACAAUGAGUGCCACAUCAUGGAGCUUAAAGACAUUGGUGAAAGAGGCCAAUGCAGAGUGGAGCGUGUGUGAAAUGCCCGGCAGGCAAAUCCCAGUGGCGAAAAGACUGGUGGUCAUUUGGAAAUAGGGAGGGGAAACUGGGGGGAAAUACUUGUGGAAUAUGGUUUGGGGAGAGUUGGUGAUUAAAAUGUUUCCAAAUUCCACUGUAAUUAUAGCUGUACAUACAUUAAUAUAUCCAAACCUCUAAGGUAUCCACUUUAAAAGGUGGCUUUUAGAUAUACAGUUACUAUAUUUCAGUCAAGUCAUUAAAAAAAAACACAAAGAUAGGAGCCAGCACGGUGGCACACACUGGGAGGUGGAGGGUAGGAUCUGGACUUAAAGGAUAGCCUCAACUACAUAGGAGGUUCAGGGGCGGCCUGGUCUACGCCAGGCCUUGUCUCAACAAACAAACAAAAAGCCAGACACAGCAACAAAAGACUAUCUAGGACAUUCUAAAUAAAAGAUUGUCAGUUGAAGUGUUCCACCCCCCCCCAUGCAUUCUAGAGGACUGGCAUGUUUUCCUGCCUUGCCUAAGGAAGAUGACUGUUGUAGCAUUUUUGG